This is a messenger RNA of Colias croceus (clouded yellow), 917 nucleotides long. RefSeq names its product dynactin subunit 6 (gene DCTN6-p27). The transcript has 4 exons. Gene Ontology annotation, biological process: mitotic spindle organization. Gene Ontology annotation, cellular component: dynactin complex. Gene Ontology annotation, molecular function: dynein complex binding. The record is from RefSeq and is a predicted model, not a curated record. Lineage: Eukaryota; Metazoa; Arthropoda; Insecta; Lepidoptera; Pieridae. The coding region runs from base 151 to 723 and encodes 190 amino acids.
AUGAAUUGUGAUUUGUGAUUAUUUUGAAAAUACUUAAAAUAAAUUAAUAUAAAUUCAGGAAUUAUUUAUAAACAGUUUUAUAUAUAGGGAAUAAUAUAGUUUUUUAAGUUAAACGGUUCUUUUGUUAAAUAAACUUUCCUCUGUAUAAAAAUGUCUCACAACAUAAAGAUUUUGCCCGGUGCAACAGUUUGCGAAGAUUGUACUCUAGAAGGUGAUAUCACCAUUGGUGGUGGCACUGUUAUACAUCCGAGGGUGACAAUUAAAGCUGAAGGAGGCCCUAUUAUCAUAGCAGAGUACUGCAUUAUUGAAGAAUACUCGACCAUUAUACAUAAAAAAAGUGAUAAACAAGAAGCGCCACCAAAACCACUCUUCAUUGGUGCUCAUAAUGUUUUUGAAGUUGGUUGCAAGUUAGAAUCAAUUUUUGGCCACAUUGGAGAAAGCAAUGUCUUUGAAUGUAGAUCAUUUGUUGGUGUUGAUGUCAGGAUUGGAAGCGGAUGUGUUGUUGGUGCAUCAUGUCAACUCAUAGCACCUCAAACAUUAGUUGACAAUACAGUUAUAUGGGGUUCAGAACACCACAUCCGGGAAGCUUUAGAGAAACAACCAUCACAGCUCUUACAGCUUGACUUCCUUAGUAAAGUGAUGCCCAAUUAUCACAGAUUAAGAAAACCUAAUGUUCACAAAAGGCAAUCUUCUUCAAGACAGUCACAGGAACCUGUUAAAUGAGAUGUUUUUAAGUUAAAAAUAAAUAUAUUCUAAAAAUAAUCAAAAGCUUAUAAUAAUUGCUUGGUGAAACAAUAAUAAUAAGUUCACUUGUUUAUUUAACAGAAGCAUUAUUAAACACUCUUAUUGCAAACUUAUGUUUUUAUGUUAAGACUGCAGAUUUAUUUUAUCAUAAAAUAAAGCAUAAAUGAAAUAAA